UCGAUACGGUAAUUGUGAUCAGGUACUUUUGUUUAACACUCAUCGGUGGAGGACUGUUUCAAACAUGAACUCCAAAAAAAUUCUCAUCACCCUGGUAGUAGUCGGCUUAUGCUGCCUUACGGUUGUCAAUUCCUUGAAGUGUUUCUCCUGUAUUGAUUCCAAAACUUGUAAAAAACCAAGUAAAGUGCAGUGCACCUACGACUCAGCCAAUAGUACCAGAAACUAUCUCGAUUUGUACUAUACAGGGGUACCAAAUACCACUAGUAUUGGUUUUUUGUGUAUGAGUGAUUUGCUGAAGCCAGCGGGCAGCGGCGACAUAAUGCGCAAGGGUUGCAUUUUUAAUAACUACCAGAGCUGCUUUUAUAAUGUACGCCCAUAUUUCUCUCAAAGCUAUCAACGUUCGUGCAAACAGUGCAACACGGACGGCUGCAAUCCAGCCGAUCGCGCUAGUGGUAGUUUAUUGGCCGUCACGUUCACAGUCAUGGUGACAGCAUUCGGGAAGCGAGUGUGGCCUUAGGUAGCUGAAAUUGAUGAAAUUCAAAAUGUGUUCCUUGAUUGCGAAAUAUUUGAGUGUAAAUGAAAGCAGUACCACUUCAACAAAACUAAUCGAUUAAUGAGUUUUAGCAGUAAUUUUAUUAGAAGGCGAUUAAAAGAGGUGAUAAGCUUCAAUAAAAGACGUCAACAAUAAAUCGUA
This is a messenger RNA of Anastrepha obliqua, 694 nucleotides long. RefSeq lists its product as uncharacterized. NCBI's taxonomy places the organism in Eukaryota, Metazoa, Arthropoda, Insecta, Diptera, Tephritidae. Bases 65 to 517 code for a protein of 150 amino acids. The transcript has 3 exons. The record is from RefSeq and is a predicted model, not a curated record.